This is a messenger RNA of Paramuricea clavata, 294 nucleotides long. NCBI's taxonomy places the organism in Eukaryota, Metazoa, Cnidaria, Anthozoa, Malacalcyonacea, Plexauridae. The record is from the annotation of a GenBank genome assembly.
AUGGCAAGCCAUACUGAGGACUUCCUUCGCCUAUGGGGCGUCAAGCACCGUGUUUCCUCCGUCGCCUUCCCUCAAUCCAACGGUAGACCCGAGGUUGCAGUGAAAACAGCCAAGCGCCUUCUAAUGUCUAACACAUGGCCAACCGGCAGCCUGGACUAUGAUCGGUUCCUGAGAGCCAUGUUGCAAUUGCUCAAUACCCCUGAUCCAGAUUGCAACCUUUCACCAGCACAAAUAAUUUUCGGCCUCCCCUUACGGGACACACUGUCUUUUGUUAACCGACUGGAAAAGUUUUGA